Drosophila miranda is the source of this 1104-nucleotide messenger RNA. Its product is annotated as trypsin-4. The record is from RefSeq and is a predicted model, not a curated record. NCBI's taxonomy places the organism in Eukaryota, Metazoa, Arthropoda, Insecta, Diptera, Drosophilidae. Bases 33 to 806 code for a protein of 257 amino acids. Gene Ontology annotation, molecular function: serine-type endopeptidase activity. Gene Ontology annotation, biological process: proteolysis. The transcript is spliced from 2 exons.
AUAAUGUUUAGUUUUCAAGAGUCAGCAGCGCCAUGCAGAAGCUUCUUCCACUCCUCGUCGUCGGGACUCUUUUAGCCGUCUCCAACGUCGAUGCGGCUGCCCAGAGGUUGCCGGAUAGCCGCAUUGUUAAUGGGCGAGAGGCCGCAGAGGGAGAGUUCCCCUAUCAGCUCUCACUGCGGCGCCACACCAUCCACAUCUGUGGUGCCUCCAUCCUCGCCAGCAACUGGGCUAUAACAGCGGCCCACUGCAUCGACAACCACGAAACGAGUCCCCGCGAGUUCACCCUGCGCCAGGGCACUGUCCUGCGCACCACAGGCGGUUCUAUCCAGCCCGUGCAGACCAUCUACAAGCAUCCCGCGUACGAUCGAACGGACAUGAAUUUCGAUGUGGCUCUGCUGCGGACUGCCGUCGGAGCCCUUUCCACGACGCCCAUCCGCCUGCCAGCUGUGGGCGAGGCUAUCCCGGAGGGCAUGUCCGCCGUCGUCUCUGGCUGGGGACACAUGGAUAUCAUUAAUCCCGUCCUGGCGCCGGUCCUCAUGAGCACCACUGUGCAGACGGUUAAUCAGGAAAAUUGUGACAGCGCCUUGAAAAAUCACGGCGGCGUCACUGAUGCAAUGUUCUGUGCGGCCGCAAGAAACACGGACGCCUGUCAAGGCGACAGCGGAGGUCCCAUCAGUGCCGAAGGCACUCUGAUUGGCAUCGUUUCCUGGGGGGUCAGCUGUGCGGAUCCCUAUUAUCCAGGCGUGUACACUCGUCUGGCCCACCCCACUGUACGCCGUUGGAUACGUCUGCUCACCAAAUUGUAAAUCUCCAUCAAUAAAGGAAAAAUACGGGAUAACAUGCGUGAUAGCCCAUUUUGAAUGUGCGCGCUAACCUCAUCGAUAGUUCCUGUCUGGUCAAGCAGCUUAAAUAUUGUAAACUAUUACCAGUGGUGCAGCCCAAACGAAAUGCCUUAUGUUGUUGUUGUCAUUUCCAACGCCCACUGUAAAGAUCAUUUGUUACCACAUAUGCAUAUGCAGCAGAAUUCUUUCGUCUCCUUAUAUCUCAAUCUCUCGUACUCGAUUUGGUUUACAUAUGCAAAUAAAUUCUGAAUUAUAAUAACAA